Molecule: messenger RNA, 2556 nt
Organism: Oncorhynchus keta (chum salmon)
Lineage: Eukaryota; Metazoa; Chordata; Actinopteri; Salmoniformes; Salmonidae
Product: anamorsin-B
Exons: 9
Coding region: 150-1091 (313 amino acids)
Biological process (GO): iron-sulfur cluster assembly
Cellular component (GO): cytoplasm
Molecular function (GO): iron-sulfur cluster binding
Source: RefSeq, a predicted model, not a curated record
CCCCGCAGGGCCCUUCCAACUCGUAGUCCUCGUAGCAGCGCCGCCAUAUCCAGCUGCUAACAGAUAUUUAGACAUCAGACGCAUCAUUUUUACGCGACUCACUUACGCAGCACGUAAUACACGUCAUUGCUUUGACCGGAGAGGAGACCAUGGCAGACCUUGGUGUAAAAGCAGGGGAUAAGGUGCUGUUGGUGUGGAGCCAACCCUCAUCCCCAACAACCCUGAAGGAGCUGGCAGAGAGUCUAGGGUCCAUGGUUGGCUCUGAGGGCCGAGUGUCACUGGAGAAUAUGGAGAGACUUCUAAUGUCUUCACAUGCAGCAUCAACUUAUGACUGGGUCCUCUCAAGUCUACUCCCUGACAGCGCUUCCAUUCACACCUCAGAGACGCUAGCAGAGAUGGCCAGAGUGAUAAAACCUGGUGGGAAACUAGUGCUAGAGGAACCUGUUACAGGAACUAAUGACCAACAAGUGAGGACUGCUGAAAAACUUAUGUCAGCCUUGAAGUUGUCUGGCCUGGUGUCUGUCACUGAGAUCAGUAAAGGACCCCUGACUCCAGAAAUGUUGUCUGCCCUGAGGACAUCUACAGGCUUCCAGGGGAACACUCUCUCCAGGGUGCGCAUGUCUGCUUCCAAACCCAACUUUGAGGUGGGCUCCUCUAGCCAGCUGAAGCUUUCCUUUGGGAAAAAGACACUAAAACCAGAAGACAAACCAGCUCUUGACCCCAAUGUUGAAAAGGCAUGGACCCUGUCAGCCAAUGACAUGGAUGAUGAUGAUGUGGACCUGGUGGACUCCGAUGCUCUCCUGGAUGCAGAUGAUCUAAAGAAGCCAGAUGCAGCCUCCCUCAAGGCGCCCUCUUGUGGUGACGGAACAACCAAGAAAAAGAAAGCUUGCAAGAACUGCUCUUGUGGUCUUGCUGAGGAGUUAGAACAAGAAAGCAAGGGUGUCCAGACGAUCAGCCAGCCCAAGUCAGCGUGUGGAAGUUGUUACCUGGGUGAUGCCUUCCGAUGUGCCAGCUGUCCGUAUCUUGGGAUGCCUGCCUUUAAACCUGGGGAGAAGGUUAUCCUGGCCAACAUGGGGCUAAAUGAUGCCUAGGAACACAUAUUUAUGUAGUGUCACAUUAUUUACAUUCCUUACACACUGCUAACCUAUCACCCCCUAGAGCAAUGUUCCCUCUUUUUUCCAGCACUGGGCAAAUGUCAGGUCUGCUGUGCACAUACUUGAAUGUUGUGAAAACUCACAUUUACUGUGAACACUGAGGAUGUACCCACUUUAAGUUAGUUUUAACAGUGGUCAAGUACGCUACUGUUGCUAUUUGAACAUAAUGUAGGCCUAUCAGUGUGGCCUACCAUCAAAAACAAUGAAAACAUGCAUCCUGUAACAUGGAAAUAGAACAGCUAUCAAUCAGCCUACAGUAGCAGCUAAUGUGUGGUGUUAAAUGUAGGUCUACAUUCCAUAAGACUUUAGAAAAAAACAUGCAGGGCUUUACAUUAACCUGUUUAUCCACUUGUCCUUCAGACAAGGUGACAAAAAAUAUUAUUUGAUGCAAGAAACUACUUUACAAAAUAAAAUGCAUUUAUUAAUCCCAUACCAUUAUUACAGAAAGACAAAUUAUCCUACCCUCUCUAUAUUGGCUACUUAACUCAAUAACUAGCAAAGUAUAUUAACAAAAUGUGCACACAUGGCAACAUGCAGCUCUUGCUUUGAUCUCAACACAAGCGUAUCUACUAACGACCACUCAUGCUGUAAACACAGUCCAGUUCAAAGGAAACGGCACAGAUCCAUAUAUGGCAAUGUUUUAUUUGCAAAUAGGCUUACUGCAGCUCUGAUUAUGCUCCACUGGUCUGUGUAGACUGCAAAGUAUGGGCUGAGUCGUGCAGUGUCAAUGCAAUAUAAUCUUACUCUGAUGCGUUCUGCUUAAUAACAAAAUCUCUUGCAUAGUUUGUUUUGUUUCAGUAUGUUGCAAUGAAAGUGGCUAAUAGUGUUGAUUCGAUCACAAUUGUCAGAGUAAAGGGAAAACAUUAUCAGUGUAACUAACAGGGAAAACUCUGAAGUUUAAUCCCAUGCUUCUCUCUCUCUUUGGGCUGAUAUUUAUUUUGCUCCGCAGUCCCGGGGGAUCUGCACGGCAGUCUCGGGGCUACUGCGCACCCACUUGCAGCUUAGAGGGAAGAUUGCCCUGCAGUAUUUGUUCAAUGCCGGGUUCUCAAUGAGGAGAGUGGUUCUACAUCUAAUUUAUGUGAGAGCAAAAACCAGAUUGAGUUUAAGAAAAUGAAGGCCUAAUGCACUGAAUUGCAGUCAGAAAUGUGUUAUUGCUGGUUGUAUACAGUUGUAAUACAUGUAUUAGGAGUAGAAUUUAAAGUAUCCAAACAUGACUGAAUACAUCAUCAUUGCAUCAAUCCAGGCUACGACCAUGUGAAAACUACAAUAUGCUACUGGAUACAGUGAAGAUUUCACAGAGCAGUCACCAUAUUUCAAGUAUAACUGGAACUGUCGAUUUGUCAGUUCAGUGAAUCGUGUGUAUUUUACUAUCUUUUUAACAAUAAAAAAUCUGUUAAUCAUA